Arachis ipaensis is the source of this 4118-nucleotide messenger RNA. The record is from RefSeq and is a predicted model, not a curated record. NCBI's taxonomy places the organism in Eukaryota, Viridiplantae, Streptophyta, Magnoliopsida, Fabales, Fabaceae.
ACGGUGGGAGGGGCGCGAGCUGCUUGACGGACACGUCGAAGCUGCCAGAGGAUGUUUGGGGAGGGGAUGCGUAUGCUUGGGAUACGCUUCAGAACCCUGAAAGCUUUGGGAGCAAAGGUGGGUCUACGAGCCUCAAGGUAGACUAUGGUGGGUUAGGUGGUGGGAUUGUGAAAUUGAUGGUUCAUCAGGUUCUUGAGAUGAAUGCUAGGGUUUUAGCUGAUGGUGCAAAUGGAGGUAACAAAGGUGGAGGUGGCUCUGGUGGCAGCAUCUACAUCAAGGCUUACAGAAUGACUGGUGGUGGGAUGAUCAGUGCUUGUGGUGGUGAUGGUUAUGCUGGUGGUGGUGGUGGCAGAGUUUCAGUUGAUGUUUUCAGCAGGCACGAUGAGCCCAAAAUUUAUGUACAUGGUGGUAGUAGCGUGGGCUGUGCUGAAAAUGCAGGUGCUGCUGGAACUCUUUAUGAUGCAGUUCCUCGAAGCCUCAUUGUUGAUAACUUUAACAUGACAACUGAUACGGAGACACUUCUCUUGGACUUUCCUAAUCAACCUCUUUGGACCAAUGUUUAUGUUAGAAAUAAGGCUAGGGCCACGGUUCCUUUGCUCUGGAGUCGUGUACAGGUGCAAGGACAGAUAAGUAUCUUGCAGGGUGGGGUGUUGAGCUUUGGGCUGCGACAUUAUGCUUCUUCAGAGUUUGAGUUACUGGCUGAAGAACUGUUGAUGAGUGAUUCUGAGUUGAAGGUAUAUGGGGCUCUACGUAUGUCAGUAAAAAUGUUCUUGAUGUGGAACUCAAAGUUGCUCAUAGAUGCCGGGGAGGGAACUGCUGUGGCAACUUCUUUGCUUGAAGCUAGUAAUUUGAUUGUUCUCAGGGAGUCUUCUGUUAUACAUUCUAAUGCAAACCUUGGAGUUCAUGGACAAGGUCUAUUAAAUUUGUCAGGGCCAGGGGAUUGGAUUGAAGCUCAGCGCUUGGUUUUAUCCCUAUUUUACAGUAUUCAUGUUGGGCCUGGGUCUGUCUUGCGUGGUCCAUUGGAGAAUGCAACAACUGAUGAUGCGACUCCCAAGCUUUAUUGUGACAAUGAAACUUGCCCCUUUGAAUUACUUCAUCCUCCUGAAGAUUGCAAUGUGAAUUCAUCAUUGUCAUUCACACUUCAGAUCUGCCGAGUUGAGGACAUUCUAGUUGAAGGCCUUAUUAAAGGUUCUGUUGUCCAUUUCCACAGGGCAAGGACCAUAACUGUGGAACCUUCUGGAUUAAUAUCUGCCUCUGGAAUGGGCUGUACUGGUGGUUUGGGCCAUGGAAAUGUUCUAAGCAAUGGUGUUGGUAGUGGCGGUGGGCAUGGUGGGAAAGGAGGGGCUGCAUGUUAUAAUGAUAGUUGUAUUGAAGGUGGCAUUUCAUAUGGGAAUGCAAACCUGCCCUGUGAACUUGGUAGUGGAAGUGGAAAUAGCAGCUCAGCUAGUGGAACGUCUGGGGGUGGUAUUGUAGUCAUUGGAUCAUUAGAACAUUCUUUGUCAAGUUUGUCCAUUAAAGGUUCUAUAAAUGCUGAUGGAGAGAAUUUUGAACCAGCAACCAGGAGGGAGAAUCUUGCAUUUUUUGAUAAUUUUACUGGAGGUUCUGGGGGUGGAUCUGGUGGGACCAUACUAUUGUUUCUCCAUACCCUUUCACUUGCUGAAUCAGCUAUUCUUUCUAGUAUGGGCGGUUAUAGCACAAAUGGAGGCGGUGGUGGAGGUGGUGGACGAAUUCACUUUCAUUGGUCUGACAUUCCCACUGGAGAUCUUUAUCAGCCUAUUGCUAGUGUAAAAGGAGACAUUCAUACUGGGGGAGGACAAGGUAAAGGACAGGGUGGUUCUGGAGAAAAUGGGACAAUAACUGGAAGGGAUUGCCCCAAAGGGCUCUAUGGGACAUUUUGUGAGGAAUGUCCAGCUGGCACUUACAAGAAUGUUACUGGAUCUGAUAAAUCUCUCUGUCGCCAGUGUCCAGUUAAUGAGCUUCCUCAUCGUGCAUCAUAUAUUACGGUUCGAGGUGGGAAUGCUGAAACUCCUUGCCCGUACAGAUGUAUUUCAGACAGAUAUCACAUGCCAAACUGUUAUACUGCUCUCGAAGAGUUAAUCUACACAUUUGGUGGUCCAUGGUUGUUUGGUCUUUUUCUUACUUGUCUACUGAUCCUGUUAGCACUGGUGCUUAGUGUUGCUAGAAUGAAAUUUGUUGGGGUUGAUGAAUUGCCUGGCCCAGCACCCACCCAACAUGGUUCACAAAUAGAUCAUUCUUUCCCCUUCCUGGAGUCGCUAAAUGAGGUCUUGGAAACAAACAGAGUUGAGGAGUCCCAAAGUCAUGUUUAUAGAAUGUACUUUAUGGGGCCUAAUACUUUCAGUGAGCCUUGGCAUCUGCCACAUUCACCUCCUGAACAGAUACAGGAUAUUGUUUUUGAAGGUGCAUUCAAUACUUUUGUGGAUGAGAUUAAUGCUUUAGCAACAUACCAGUGGUGGGAGGGUGCAAUCUAUAGCAUUCUUGCUGUUCUUGCAUAUCCUCUUGCAUGGUCAUGGCAACAAUGGCGUAGGAGAUUGAUGUUGCAACGUUUGCGUGAGUUUGUUCGAUCAGAGUAUGAUCAUGCUUGCCUUCGUUCAUGUCGUUCUCGAGCUCUCUAUGAAGGGAUCAAGGUGAAUGCAACUUCUGAUUUGAUGCUUGCAUAUGUGGACUUCUUUCUUGGUGGAGAUGAAAAGAGGACAGACUUGCCUCCCCGAUUACAUGAAAGGUUUCCAAUGGCAUUGAUUUUUGGGGGUGAUGGAACUUAUAUGGCUCCAUUCUCCCUCAACAAUGAUAAUAUUCUUACCAGCCUUAUGAGUCAGUCAGUUCAACCAACAACAUGGUAUCGAUUAGUGGCUGGACUUAACGCGCAGUUGCGCUUAGUUCGUCGAGGACGACUAAGAGUAACAUUUCGACCUGUCCUCAAAUGGCUAGAGACUCAUGCUAAUCCUGCAUUGAGUAUCCAUGGUAUUCGUGUUGAUCUUGGCUGGUUUCAGGCGACAAGUAGUGGAUAUUGCAACUAUGGGCUUGUGGUUUAUGCUCUUGAGGAUGAAGGCUAUCCGUCCGGUGCAGAAAAUAUUGAUGUAGCUUCAAGAACUGAGGAAAGAUCACGGCUUAAUAUUAAGAAGGAUCGACCCCCAGUUCUUCCAAGAAGCAGAGGUCACUUAAGCCCUCGUGGAAGAACUGAGAACAAUUAUAUGAGGCGAAAGACACACGGAGCUGCUUUAAGUGUGAACAAUUUGCAUAUGCUUGAUGAGAAGAGGGAUAUCUUUUAUCUUCUCUCUUUUAUACUUCAUAAUACAAAACCUGUUGGCCAUCAGGAUCUUGUUGGUUUAGUAAUCUCAAUGCUACUUCUAGGAGAUUUUAGUUUAGUAUUACUUACGCUGCUUCAACUGUAUUCAAUUUCGAUGAUGGAUGUCUUCCUUGUUUUGUUCAUAUUGCCUUUUGGUAUUCUCCUCCCGUUCCCUGUUGGAAUUAAUGCUCUCUUUAGUCAUGGACCAAGACGUUCUGCAGGCCUUGCACGCCUUUAUGCUCUAUGGAACCUUACAUCUGUUGUUAAUGUUGUCAUUGCAUUUCUUUGUGGAUAUGUUCAUUACUACUCUCAAUCAUCUUCGGGUAAAAAACAACCCAGCACUCAGCCAUGGAGUAUUGGCAUGGACGAAAAUGAAUGGUGGAUUUUUCCAGCUGGACUGGUGUUGUGUAAAUUGUCCCAAUCUCAACUCAUCAAUUGGCAUGUUGCCAAUCUGGAAAUUCAAGACCGUUCCUUGUAUAGUAACGAUUUUGAGCUGUUCUGGCAGUCAUGAUGAUUGAUGGGGUGAGGGAGGAGCAUAUGGGUCGUUGAGGGCUUGUUUCGGUUUCAAACAGUUGCCAAGCUUAUUAGCUGUGCUUAAAUGAGGGCUUCUUUUGUGCUGCACCUGCCCUUUCUCUAACUCUUUGUUUGUAUCUAAUCCUUGUCCAAGUCUUUGGUAAUAUCUCACCCAACUUCCUAGGUUUUCCUCACAAACUAACAUAUUGUCAUUUAAUAUUAUCAUUUUAUUUUCGCGUAACUCCGUUUGGUCUGGUUCUUGAAUGAAUCCCCGCAAUGAACGGCUGCUAGAGUUCUAAUA